Molecule: messenger RNA, 1383 nt
Organism: Microthlaspi erraticum
Lineage: Eukaryota; Viridiplantae; Streptophyta; Magnoliopsida; Brassicales; Brassicaceae
Source: the annotation of a GenBank genome assembly
AUGCCAUGGUGGGGGUGGGGAACACACACCAUGGUGGCUCUUCGCGGCCUGGUUUUAUGCACUGCUUCUUGUGGAGAUAUGUGUAUCUAUAAUCCCACCACCAGACAAACCCUAAUCUUGCCCCGCACCGGCACCGACCUUGCUCCUCAAGAAGCCUCUCGUGAGUAUGGCAGCUACCUUUUCGGACACGACCCUGUUCUUGAUCAAUACAAAGUUGUCUACGCUUUUGUGAUAUGCUCGGAAGAUUAUGAGAUGAUAGCCACGGAGUAUUCGGUCUUGGUACUCGAAGCAGGAGGUUACUGGAGAGAAAUGGAGCAUCAUGAACCGCCCCCACACCACUUGCCUACAAGAGUUGGGCUGUGCAUCAAUGGAGUUAUAUAUUAUUUGGCUGUGACUUGUAUGACUCAUUGUAUCCUAGUCAGUUUUGAUGUGGGAACUGAAGAGUUUAAGAAGAUGGAAUUGCCGUACUCGCUUUCUACAAUAGAUGGGCCUCAGGGGGUUAAAGAUCGGCAUAUGGGGUUUAUAGAGUAUGGUGGAAAACCAGCUAUACUUGAUCAUAACCGUCUUGUACCGAAGGGUUUGGUGGACUUAUGGGUCUUGGAAGAUGGUGGAAGAUGGUCCAAGAAACCUCUGGCUUUGCAGCCUUGUCAGAUGCAUUUAGUCGAUAACGACGUUGCAUUCAUGGGAACAAGCUUCCAGCUCGCUGAGAUGGUGAAAUUCAACAUGACACCAAAUCACGUGUGCUCUUUUUACAUUACUUUGCUUGCACACGAAGCAGCUGACAACACGUCCCUGAAAACCUUUCAGGUUCGAGCUGAUGAAGAAAAAUAUGGCCAGUUGAAUAUGACGUGCUCCAUUGCUAGACUUAAAGGCGAAGUGACCACCCACAAGCCAUUCAUGCCUCACUUUCAUUGUGGCGCAAGAGUAGAUGGUAUCUUCAAAGGUGAAAUGCCUGAUUGGCCAUCAGAUGAUGAUGCUUUCAAUGAUGAAAAACGAUUUUACGUGGUGGAACAACGUACUGAUGUCAUGUCCAAGUUAGAGAUUGUGAGAGUGGCCAUAGAAACUGGUACUGAAGACGUUGAGCCGCCGAAUGAGAGACUCAAGGCCAAGAGUGCUCGAGCCCUUCGUCGGGUUUUUGAGAUUGGGAAGCAUGUUGAACGGAAAGCUAUAGUUAGAAGAGUCAUGGAUGAUUCAGGAUACUUGACUCUCAAGGGUACGCUUUGUGGUGGUCAGUCUACCGAUACCCGGACUUCUCAAAAGCGACGUCGCUUUCGGAUAUGUGAAUCAAGUAAUGUAGAUACUUUGAGACGGGACAAGAAAAAAAAAGGAAGAUGUAAAUGUGAUUCAGAUAAUAAACUCUCAGAGAGUGCCACAAACUCGUAA